Messenger RNA from Wallemia ichthyophaga EXF-994, 732 nucleotides. RefSeq names its product Pre-mRNA-splicing factor sap62. Lineage: Eukaryota; Fungi; Basidiomycota; Wallemiomycetes; Wallemiales; Wallemiaceae. Bases 1 to 732 code for a protein of 243 amino acids. The record is from RefSeq and is a predicted model, not a curated record. Gene Ontology annotation, biological process: spliceosomal complex assembly. The transcript has 3 exons. Gene Ontology annotation, cellular component: U2 snRNP; catalytic step 2 spliceosome; nucleus. Gene Ontology annotation, molecular function: nucleic acid binding; zinc ion binding.
AUGACCUUAGACCACCAAAAUCGCGUUGGUUCAAAAUUCGGUGGUGGUGGAAUAUACGGAGAAGCUGAGAGCAACGCCGACAGAAGAGAGAGACUGAGGAAGCUAGCCUUAGAGACUAUAGAUUUGAGUAAAGACCCUUACAUCCUGCGCACCCACUUAGGUACAAUAGAAUGCAAGCUGUGCCUCACACUACACCCAAAUGAAGGCUCUUAUCUCGCUCACACCCAAGGAAAGAAGCACCAAACUAAUCUAGCCAGACGCGCUGCAAAGGAGAGCAAAGAGAACGAGCUUAGCAUGUCCACUACAAAUUCAAACGGCGUCCCUGGCCCUGACACUAUCACCCCUAAGAAACAUUUCGUUAAAAUUGGAAGACCCGGUUAUAAAGUGACAAAGGUUAAACAGGUUAUUGGUAGUUCUGAUGGUGGUGCUGAUGGUAACGAACCCGCAACCACCAAGGUCGGACUCCUUUUUCACGUCCACCUUCCUCAAAUCAAAGACAAUGAAAAACCACGUAGACGCUUAAUGAGCGCUUUCGAACAGCGCAGGGAAAUGCCUAACGCUGCAUAUCAAUAUCUUCUUAUCGCUGCUGAACCUUAUGAAACUAUCGCCUUUAGAGUCCCCUCUGGUACCGUUAAUAUUAACCAACAGGACCAACUAGGUGAUGAUGCCGUUGGGUGGGAUUUCUGGGAUGUCGAUGCAAAGAAUUAUAGCGUGCAGUUACUCUGGGAUUAA